CCGCCCCCGGGCGCCACCCCGACGCUGGUUCCUCGGGCCAGGCGGGCGGCGGCGGGUGGCGUCUUCGUCCCGGGCCGGGUCCGGCUCCGGCUCCAUCUUGGGCCGCUGCGCCGGGCACCUGUGGCGGCCGCAGGAGCAGCGCUUCCGCCGGCCUGCGCGGCUCCGGGCGGGCGAGUGGGCAUCAUGAGCACCAGCCAUGCUGACCAGGGUGCCCGGCCACCCCGGAGUCCCUGCCCACAGCCCCUGUCCCGGAGCUCUUCCAGCCUGUUGGAAGGCCAGGGGCAGAGACCAGAGCUCCGCAAGAGCGCCAGCAGCACUGUAUGGCAGGCCCAGCCAGGCGAGGCCAGCGCCAGUCCGCAGGUCCUGGAGGAAGAGGAGCACCACACUGAGAGCACGGAGCAGACGCAGGCCUCCAGCCCCCGGCCCCGGCCCCGUGCUGUGGGCCACUGGCGGAGCAGCACUGUGGGCAAUGUGUCUACCGUGGGUGGUGGUGACCUGGGUCGCCUGAGGGCCCCCGGUGCCGCUUCCAUGCAAAGGAGCCACUCGGACCUGGUGCGCAGCACCCAGACCCGGGGCCACAGUGGUGCCCAUAAAGCCAGCCUCAGCUGCUCGGCCCUUGGCAGCUCACCGGUCCACAGGGCUCAGCUGCAGCCCAGUAGUACUUCUGGCCAGGGAGGCCGGGCCCCUGCAGGCCUAGAGAGGGACCUGGCUCCAGAGGAAGGGACUUCGAACUCAGCCUGGACCCUGGGAGACAGUCAGGUGUGGGUGGCGCCACUAGACCUGGGAGGGACAACCACCCACAGCAGCAGCCCCCAGGCUGGGCCCAAAGCCACCGGGCAGCCAGCCACAACCUCCUGCCAUGCCCUGUCCCCAGCAACUCUCCUCUGCAAUAUGAGAGAGGUGGGGACCGGUGGCUGCUGUCAUGCCCUGCCAGCCCCGGGGAUCCUGGCCUUUCCCAAACUAGUGGCAUCGGUAAGUGAGUCUGGGCUGCAGGCUCAGCAUGGGGUGAGGUUCCAGUGCAGGUUGCCUGGGGGGCUCCCUGGGCAUUCCCACUGCUGUGCCCACCCUUGGGGUCCCACCGGGUUAGUCACGGAGCCUGGUACCAGGACCAAGGAUGUAUGGACCAUGACCUCAGCCAGUGACUUGGCCCCUGUGUUGGCAUCCUCUCUGUCAGCCCAAGAUGCUGGUGUACAGGCAGCCCCCAUGGCGGUUUGCAAGGCUGUGGCCACCAGCCCACCCCUGGAAGCCCCUGUGGCCCUGCACACAUUCCCGGAGGUAACUCUGGGGUCCGGCCUGGAGGAGGCACCAUCCCCUGUGCGGGAUGUGCGAUGGGAUGCUGAGGGCAUGACCUGGGAGGUGUAUGGAGCUGCAGUGGACCCUGAGGUACUUGGCGUGGCCAUCCAGAAGCAUCUGGAGAUGCAGUUUGAGCAGCUGCAGCGGGCACCCACCAGCGAGGACAGCCUGUCUGCGGAGGGCCGGAGGGGACCUCUGCGUGCUGUCAUGCAGUCCUUGAGGCGCCCCAGCUGCUGCGGCUGCUCCAGUGCAGCUCCCGAGUGAGGAGCUGUGGCCCUCAGAGCUAUCCUGGGCUCGUGGACUCAGCCCCAGGCCAGGGACAGUGCCCUGGGCUCCUUGGACCUCCUGGCAGCCGUGGAUAUGUCUCUGCUGUUGGCUGACCGCAGGGCACAGGACUGCAGCCUGGGGACUUCCUGCUCCUUGCAGCUGGGCUGGUUUUUAAGGGCUUCAUUCCUGAGAGCCACAUCCCUGCACAUCCAGGCUCUGAACUUUGGGACAGACUUUCAGCACUGUGCAUAAGGGAGAUCCUGAUUUUUCUGUAAAAAUUCUCGACGUUCUGUUUAGUGUCUCCUCAGAACUCUGCCAUGAUUUCCCCUGGGA
This is a messenger RNA of Neofelis nebulosa (Clouded leopard), 1893 nucleotides long. It is a transcript of the gene GPRIN2, whose product is annotated as G protein regulated inducer of neurite outgrowth 2. Gene Ontology annotation, cellular component: plasma membrane. Gene Ontology annotation, biological process: neuron projection development. The record is from RefSeq and is a predicted model, not a curated record. The transcript is spliced from 2 exons. The coding region runs from base 184 to 1557 and encodes 457 amino acids. Lineage: Eukaryota; Metazoa; Chordata; Mammalia; Carnivora; Felidae.